AUGGCGUCUCCACAACCUAAGAGCAAUGAAACGUUUUACUAUUCGAACAUAUCCAAUGUGAGGGAGGACAGCGGGAAGGGAUCGACGAACGGUGCAGGUGCGCCGAAACGAGACGGAUCUUUUGAAAGAAAGGACAGUGAUAAGCUGCACUCGGAAAAGUAUGUGUGGUGCUUCUACAACAACAUGUACAAGAAGAUGGAGACAUGCGGAUUCAGCGAAUCGGAAAAAGCUUAUACCCUUAAGAGAAAAGGAGAGACCCUGGAGAAUGUUCCCGCAGAGAAGGUCAUCCCGUGCCUGAAGGAGCACAUCCAGUUAGACAGCGAAAACAACGUCGACAUAAUACAACUGAAUGAACCCAACGUGCUAGAGAAUUUAAAAAACCGAUACGCGAAGAACAAGAUAUACACCUUCCAUGCGUCCCUCUUGCUGGCCAUAAACCCGUACAAGCAGAUCGAGGGACUCUACGGGGUGAAGAGUAUGAAUCGGUAUUUGAACAAAUUUGGGACGGGUUGCCUAAAAAGAGGCAAGAACAGCAACCUCAGUGAUAAGCGUAGCGGCCCUGCCCACAUCUACGACAUCGGGAACAUGGCCUACAGGAAUAUGGUGCUGAAGAGGAAGCGGCAAACCAUCGUCGUCUCUGGGCACAGCGGAAGUGGGAAAACGGAAAAUUGUAAAAUUCUGUUCAAGUACUUUCACUACAUUUUCUUCCACAAAAAUGGGGGGAGCCGGGGAGGAGAAGAACACGGGGCAGACAGCACAGAGGAAGAGGAAGGCGUGAAAGCAAAAGCAGACGUAGAUGCAGAGGCAGAUGCAGACGUUGAAUUGGCAGGCGUCGUGGCAAACCGCCGACGGAUCGACAAGCUAAUAUACAUUAACAGCAUCAUCGAGGCCAUGAGUAACGCCAAGACGAUCAAGAACAACAACAGCAGCAGGUGCGGACGCAUUAACGACUUGGUGUUUGAGGAGAGGAAGAAGACAGACGAGACCAUCUUCCAUUACUGCUUCUCCUAUAUUAAGAUUCUGAUCCUCCUGCUGGAAAUAAAUCGGUGCAUUAGUCACAACAAGGGGGAAAGGAAUUUUCACAUUUUCUACCAAGUCAUUAGGGGGUUGACCGAUGCCCAGUUGGGUGAGAGGGGGCUGGUGCGGGACGUUCAUCGGUACAGGAUUCUCACCUGUUCCAACGAUUGUGAUACUGUAUUUUCCACUGAUGAAUCUGCCCCUGAGGAGGAGCGGAAAGACGAGAAGAAUUUUCACCAUCUGUUGGAUGGCCUGAGGUACAUACAGUACGACGAAGGUAGGAUAAGUGAGCUCGUAGAUGUGAUCGCUGGGGUUAUUCACUUGGGGCAGAUUGAUCCCGGUGGGGAAGAAAACGAUGAAAAAAUGGACAAUGAGGAGUUCGACGUGUCGAACCCAAACAGUGAUAGCUACAAAAAUGCAUGCGCCUGUUUGCGGUUGCCCGUUGCUGAUCUACGGAGCAUGAUCAGGUUCAAAUGUAUUCACGUCUCAGGGGAAAGGAUCAGAACCCAUCGGAGUAAGGACAAUUCGAUGUACACUCUACACAGCUUAAUAAAGGUGAUAUAUAAGAACCUAUUUAGCAAAGUGGUGAAUGACAUAAAUCGGACGCAUCUAUCCGAUAAGGAGAGUGAAGAAAUUAUGAAUGAGUCUGUAUACUCCAAGAAUAAUAACAUCAUUUCGAUUCUGGACCUAUACGGGUUCGAGGAUCUACUUUCCAAUGACUUUGAGCAGCUCUGUAUCAAUCUAGCCAAUGAAAAGUUAAACAAUUACUACAUUCUGAACGAAGUAGAGAAGGAGAAGCUCAUCCAUAGGGAGGAGAAUAUCCUUUGGAAGGAGGUUCCUAUUCCUAAUUAUAAGGACACGAUCCAUUUUGUGGAAAAAUUAUUCUCACAUCUGGAUGAUAUAACGAAGCUGAAUAGCUCUGGACAGAAGAAAGGGGACGAGAAUUUCUUCUCCUACCUGCUGAAUAAUGAGAGGAGCUAUCUGGAGAAGGGCACGUACGGCUUUGUCAGCAGCAGGGAUGGCACCCACACGGAUAAAAGGCAUAGCAUACAGAGGAAUGUGUUCUUUGUGAGGCACUACGCGGGGUGCGUGGUCUACACGGUGAACGACUGGAUAAGGAAGAACAGCGACCGGGUCGAGGGGGAGAUAGAGGAGUUGAUUGGCCAGUCGGGCAACUCGUUCCUUCACCGGGGGGCAACAACAAGUGGACAUGGUGAUCCAGUCAGGGGGAGCACCCAAGCAGAACCAACCAUUCCCCCCUUCAGGGGUGAAGUAGGUGUGAGUAAAUUACAAAAUAAGGAUGACGUAGCCCAGCGAAGUGACGCAAACUGCUUUUUGGCCUCCACAAGGGGGGUACCCACUACGGAGAGCAGCCACCCCACCUGCAACAAGAGCAUUCUGAGUGUUAGUAAAAAGUAUAUAAAGGAGCUAGACAAGUUAUUCUGCAACAUGGAAAAGACGGACCUCCAUUACAUUAGGUGCAUACUGCCAAACGAGCAGAUGAGGGAAGACAACUUCAAGAGGAGACUUAUCUACACGCAGUUGAAGCAAUGUGGAGCGAUUGAAAUGGUGAAAAUUGUAAAUAGAGGAUUGUCCCACAAGGUGCUCAAAGGAGAGUUCCUAGACAGGUGCGUUAAGGAUAUUCCGAAAGAGCUGCAACACUGUAGGCAGGAUGACAUCGUUUACUACUUCAUGCGCCUAUUUGGGGAGAAACGCACCUUCCAGUUGGGAACCAAUUACAUUUUCAUGGGAUCAAGUGUGUACACAGAGGUGCAUGCCUACUUGUAUGGUGAUCACUCCGAUCGGAUCGGUAGUCAUCCCCCUAUGGAUGGGAGAAAAGAAAAAAUCCUCCAAGAAAUAAGAGCCAUGCGGUUUAGGAGGUCCGUCUUAGUGGUAAGGAUACACAACUGGAUGAACAGUCACUAUAGGAUCUACUUGAAUAAAAAAAAAAAAAUGAAGGAAAAGGCCUGCGACUAUAUGUUUAAAGUGUAUUUAAUUUUUAAGACGGUGAUGAGUGUGAAGAGGAGUCUGGGUUACAACGUCCGUCGAUUGGAGAGGGUGCUGGCGGGGAAGGCGUACGGCGGGUUCUUCAAGCAGGUAAGGACGGUGAGGGGGGGAAAGUACAAGAAGGGGGGGAUCCCCUUCGGCGGAGCAGUGCGUUCGAAGGUUCGUGCGGGGGAUGGCACUAAAAAAGACACAAAAGAGGAAGGCAAUAAAGAGGACAUUAAAGAGGACACUAAGGAAGAUACUAAGGAAGACACUAAGGAAUGCACUGAAGAAGGAUCAGUACCGAACUUGCACCCACCCCCUUGCGAUAAUGCAGACACAAACGGGCUGACCAACGUGGCGCCGGAAAUAUUUGUGGCCACCCCGGAUAAUUACCACCACGUGUAUAAUAACAUCGACUGGGUGGUAAUAUUCCUAGAGAAGAAGGUGCACCUGUACAACGUUGGUUAUACCUUCGAGCGGGUGUGCAAAAAGUACCUUCCAAAUUUUGAUGCCGUCACGGUGAGGAAACUUCCUAGAGGAGGUGACUCUCCCCAUGCACAGUUUGAUAUAGACAACCACAUACCUCCCCCCAUUCAUUGUAUUGGCCAGCACCCCCUCUACAAGAAUAUAUUCCUAGCGGUGGACGCGGACUUAUCUGUGCGUAUCUUUACCUACCCCACGUUGGAUUCCAUUAAAAGUUUCCUAAAAAGGAAGAUCGAGUUGAUGAAGCGGGGGAGUGAGGACAUACCCAGCACGUACCUGCCGCAGUUGCAUCGGAGUAGGAGAUUUGCAGCACCCUCAGGAGGAACGACGCAGUCAACCCAACCAACCCAACCAGGUGACCUCUUCAGCGAGGAAAACCUUAACAUGUUCAUGCAUAUGUAUAAAGAUGUGUAUGUAUUAAGCUCGUUAGGCAAACCAGCAGGGGGGGGAGAAGUCACGGAAGGAGGGGACGCGGAACCACACAUGAAAACAACGCGAAGAAAGCGAGAAGAGUGCACCUUACUCAAGCGAAUAAAAAAAGAAGAAUACAUGGAAGAGGAUAUGUACUCUAACCCUUCCUUUAAAAUUAUAAAGGUGACCUUCUUCCCAACAACCCUUAGCCACUUCAUGUGUCUAUCCUACGCACAGAUAGGACAGGACCAUUACUUGCUGGUCACCUUAGUGAACUGCUUCUCCAAGCCGAUCUACCAUUACACGACGAAAAUUAACAUAAGCAACUCUAUCCAGAAUGAGCACUUUAGGAGGUUCUUUCUACAAUGGUGUGAUGACUCUCUUCCUAACGGUGCAAUAGAAUCGGUCAGCAGAUGCCCCGUGGAGGGAAGCAAACUCCCCCCAGGGGAUGAAAACGAAGAAGAGAAAAAAAAAACUUACCUGGACAAGUAUCUCAGUACAAUAAAAAUGUCUGUAAUUAACAACUCACAUGUGGUUAUUCACGGAGCGUGUCUUCUUUCCCUGGUGGAAGUACAGCGUUACGAAAUGUGCUCUGCAGAAGUGUCUAUACGCGAUUAUGAAUACAGGUAUUUGCGCGUGGUAUUCAACCUGAUGUGCUUUGAAGUCUUUAGCCACGUGUGGGAUGAGCAUUUGGGGAAAUUGUCCCACGAUCUGAAGCACAACUUGGUUGUGGAUGAUCUGUUUGGGUGGGGUGAAAAGCGGAAUAGCAGGCCGCAGCGGAAGAAUACUCGCAUUUGCCUGAACGGGUCAGCUAAUCUUGAUACGUGUGCCAACUUGGGAGGACCUCGUGGCGAAGUGGUGAAGCAGGUCUACGAAACAGCCCUGCGGGAACCGUCCUCCGAUCGCUCCUUUUAUGUAUUUUCCCCACGGGGCGAAAUAUACCUGUUGACGAAUGGCGGGCAGGCGGGUUCUCCUGAGGACCUCUUUCGCCACGGCCCUUGGGGGAUUCGCAAAUUCUCAUUCAGGCGGUCAAAGAGGGAGGAAGCCACAACGGAAGGGCCAAAUGGGGAGAGUGAAAACGAAGGGAAAGACGUCCCACCGUGCAGUUACUACGGAAUCUUCCACAUGAAUGUUAGCUACUUUUACAAACAGGAGUAUUACAAAAGUUUCGUAACGUUAAAUCCGUCUGUUCAGGCGACAAUUAGAAAAUAUGCCUCCAGUGACGAGGCAGUCAUGGGGGUGAGCAGAUGCAUCAGAACAUCCUUCCUCCCCGAUGUGUGCAUUUUGCGUGAGUGGCAGGGUGGCCAUUUCGGGGGUGUGAAGCGGGACUGCCUCUACUACAGUCUGAAGAAUGGUGGGGAGGCCAUGACCCUCUGCCAAGGGGAGGGGCAACCGCCGCCCCUGCCUGAUAACUCGACCACCCGUGCGUGCAGUCCUCUGGGCCACUUGGAUACCCUAUUACUUCUGAGACAUAACAACAGGGACGGUUCCUACGCACUGGAGUUUUUCAACAUAGUGAGUGGAAAGGGGAAAGUGGUUCCCCUGGAAUGA
This is a messenger RNA of Plasmodium coatneyi, 5451 nucleotides long. Its product is annotated as Myosin d. Bases 1 to 5451 code for a protein of 1816 amino acids. NCBI's taxonomy places the organism in Eukaryota, Apicomplexa, Aconoidasida, Haemosporida, Plasmodiidae. The record is from RefSeq and is a predicted model, not a curated record. The transcript has 4 exons. Gene Ontology annotation, biological process: actin filament organization; vesicle transport along actin filament. Gene Ontology annotation, molecular function: microfilament motor activity; actin filament binding; ATP binding. Gene Ontology annotation, cellular component: vesicle; myosin complex; cytoplasm.